Messenger RNA from Nyctereutes procyonoides (raccoon dog), 1070 nucleotides. It is a transcript of the gene RNF228, whose product is annotated as RING finger protein 223. Gene Ontology annotation, molecular function: ubiquitin protein ligase activity. Lineage: Eukaryota; Metazoa; Chordata; Mammalia; Carnivora; Canidae. The coding region runs from base 159 to 1070 and encodes 303 amino acids. Gene Ontology annotation, biological process: protein ubiquitination. The record is from RefSeq and is a predicted model, not a curated record. The transcript is spliced from 2 exons.
CGCUGCGCCCCCGCCCGGCCCCGCCGGCGCCGCCUCCCCCGCCAGGCGACAGCAGCCCGAGGGGGACGCGGAGGCGCCUCCUGCCGCCCGCAGCCCAGGCGGCCGCCGCGGGGCACGAAGGCGCCUCCCCCCGCCCCCGAUGAGGGGCGCGCCCCGCCAUGGCCGCGCCGGCGAGCGACAGCGGCGGCCACGGGAGCCCGACCGGCAGGCGCGGGGGCGCGGCAGGCGCCGGGGAGGCCGCGGCCGCGGGGGUCCUCCCGCCGCUCGAGGACUACGAGUGCAAGAUCUGCUACAACUACUUCGACGCGGACCGGCGCGCGCCCAAGCUGCUGGCCUGCCUGCACACCUUCUGCCAGGAGUGCCUGCGCCAGCUGCAGCUCCGCGCCGCCCCCGCGCCCCCCGCGCCCCCCGCCGCCGCCGCCGCCGCCGCGCCUGAGCGCCCCCCGCGCCCGCCGCCCCGGCUCGGCCCGCCCGGCGCCAUCGCCUGCCCCGUGUGCCGCCACCGCACCCCGCUGCCCGACAGCCGCGUGCACGGCCUGCCCGUCAACACCAAGCUCGCCGACGCCCUCCCGCUGGCCCUGCGCGCCGCGCACGACCCGCUGCCCCAGGACCGCCUCCCGCCCGCCGCCCCGGCCCCCACCCCGGCCCCCGCCCCCGCCCCGCCCGCGGAGGACGCCGCCCGCCGGCCCCGCGCCCGCCUGCGCGCCCCGGGCGCCUACGACAGCUGCCGGGACUGCAAGCGCGCGGCGCUCACCGCCGGCUGCGUGUGCGUCGUCUUCUCCUUCCUCUCCAUGGUGGUGCUGCUCUUCACCGGCCUCAUCUUCGUCAACCACUACGGCGGCGGCGGCGGCGCGGCGCCCCCUGGAGCUGCCCCGGGGGCCGGGUCGCCGUCGCCCUCGCCCGUGGGGCCCAUCUGCCUGUCGGUGGCCAGCAUCCUGGCGCUCUUCUCGGUCGUCGUCACCUGGGUCAUCUGCUGGCUCAAGUACCGGCCCGAGGGCUCGGCGGGGGGCGGCGGGGGCGGCCCGAGGGCGCGGGCGGCGGCGGGCGGCGCGCGGAGGAGCGACACGUAG